Messenger RNA from Cetraspora pellucida, 1746 nucleotides. The record is from the annotation of a GenBank genome assembly. Lineage: Eukaryota; Fungi; Glomeromycota; Glomeromycetes; Diversisporales; Gigasporaceae.
AUGGGUGGACAAUAUCAACAACAGCAACCAAAUUUCGCCAAUGCUAUGCCAAUGGGUGGACAAUAUCAACAAUCAAAAGUUGUUCAACAACAGCAAGUUAUUCACAAGCAAAUUAUUUAUGCUGGAAAUAAUCAAUCUCAACAACCACAAAUCCCUAAUGGUGGUCAAUAUCAACAAACAAUUCAGAGUCAAGAAAAGACCGUAAUAACUAGUGUUAACCCCUCAGCUUAUCCACCACCUUAUAAUAAUAGCAUUCAGUCACCACAACAACAAUAUAAUCAAAUGGGUAAUGGUGGUCAAAUGACUGGAAAUUUUAUUAAUGGGAACCAAGGCAUGAUGAUGUCUCAACCUAAUCAAAUGGGUUAUCCUAAUCAACCAGAAAAAGUAAAUUUGGGUCAUACGAAUGCUAUAAACGUUCAUUUCGUGGAAAAAAUCCCUAUAGUGGAUAAAAUUACAAAAAAAUCUCAAAAAGGUAUUAACUCAGUUAUGUCUCUUCUUAGCAAAGGUAGUAAAAUGAAGCUUGGACCUACGAACACUGGUAAUGGAAACAAUGUUAUGCCAAUGGGAAUGGGAAACCGUGGUAUGGGUAUGGGAAAUAAUAAUAUGGGUAUGGGAAAUAAUACCAUGGACAUGGGAAACAAUACCAUGGGUAUGGGAAACAAUGCCACAUGGAUGGGAAAUAACGGUAUGGGUAUGGGAAAUAACGGCACGGUAAUGGGAAAUAAUGGCAUGGGUAUGGGAAAUACCGGUAUGGGUAUGGGAAAUACCAGUAUGGGUAUGGGAAAUACCAGUAUGGGUAUGGGAAAUAACGGCACAGUAAUGGGAAAUAAUGGCAUGGGUAUGGGAAAUAACGGUAUGGGUAUGGGAAAUAACUGUAUGGGAAUGGCAAAUAAUGGUAUGGGAAUGGCAAAUAAUGGUAUGGGAAUGGGAAACAACAAUAUGGGGAUGGGAAACAACAAUAUGGGGAUGGGAAAUAACGGCAUGGCAAUUGGAAACAACAAUAUGGGAAUGGGAAAUAACGGUAUGGGACUGGGAAUGGGAAACAAUACUAUGGGAAUGGGAAAUAACGGUAUUGGAAUGGGAAACAAUAACAUGGGCAUAGGAAACAACAAUAUGGGAAUGGGAAACAAUAAUAUGGGAAUGGAAAACAAUAGUAUAGGGAUGGAAAAUAAUAACAUUAAGAGGAGAAACAAUGGCAUUGAAGCAGUAUCCCAUUUGAUUGGAGCGGAAAGCAAUGGUACUGGUAAAGCUAUUUCAAAUGAAAGUGGAAAUUUGAGUUCUUCCCUGAAUUCUAAAUUACAUCAUGAGAAUUCUCAGCAAAGUCAUCAAGGAAAUUCUUACCAAAAUCAUAAUAAAGAUUCUCAUGAAAGUUCUCAUUAUAAUCAGGACCAAGUUAAUGUAAAUUCACAUGAUCAGAUAAACUCUCAAAAUGAUCAUUAUCAAGGUAAUUACUGUGCCAACCAAAAUCAAGACAGUUAUCAACACAAUCAAGAUGGCAGCUAUCAAGGCGGUGAUUAUCAACACGACCAAAAUGGUGGCUAUCAGAACGGUAAUCAUCAAGGAGAUUUUCCAAAUAACUAUCAACAAGACGGAGGUUAUCAGAAUGGAUAUGAUCAUCAUAACCCCAAUGAUUCGAGUGGUGCGUAUAAUAUGAGCUCUUUAAACCACGCUUUGGAUAGUUGUGGUUUUGAUAAUCAUGGUGGUGGAGACUUUGGUGGUGGAGAUUUGGGUGUAUAUAAUAUGUGA